AAUCAUCCUAUUAAGUAUUAGGAGGCGUUUGGGGUGGGGGUAACCAAAAAAAUGAUUAUCUACUCAUUUGCCCUCUUUCAAUUUGGUGAAUACAUCAUCAUGAGUCAUGACAACACAUAAAUAAAAAGUAGUGAUUUGAGAAGCAGAGGAGCAUUGAGAGUUUGAAGAAGGUUGAAGAAAAGAAUAUGAAGAUGAGUCCUCCAAUCUUGCUGGUGUAUUCAGUGUUUCUUCUUCAGUGUCUCGAAGCAACAGAAGGGCAGCUCCAUCUCCGAUCAAGAAGCGAAGAUUCGGGAAUGAAAAGGCAUGAUGAGAUAGAAGCCGAGCUGAAGGUGUUCUUCCAUUACAAGGACCUGAAAGCCGGCAAUAAAAUGGCAAUCUACUUCCCCAGAAAACAGGCUUCCCAUCUCCUCUCUCGAGACGAAUCCGACGCCAUCCCUUUCUCCUCGUCUCGCCUGCCUUCCAUCCUCCAGCUCCUCUCCUUCUCCGAGGGAUCCAAACAGGCCAACGCCAUGAGAGACACGCUCCACCACUGCGAGUUCCCUCCAAUCAAAGGCGAGGCCAAAUUCUGCGCCACGUCUCUCGAGUCUAUGCUGGAUUCCCUCCAUCAGAUCUUGGGUUCCAGCUCCAAACUCAGAGUCCUCACCACCACUUACCUUUCCAACCCAAUACGGCUUCUCCAGAACUACACUGUAUCUGAAGCUCCAAUGGAGAUAUCAGCUCCGAAGAUUGUGGGGUGCCACACUCUGCCUUAUCCGUAUGCAGUUUUCUACUGUCACGGCCAAGAAAGCGAUAACAAGCUGUACAAGGUUAUGCUGGAAGGGGACGAUGGAGGGAGGGUGGACGCAGCUGCUAUGUGCCACAUGGAUACCUCACAAUGGGAUCCUACUCACAACGCCUUCCGUGCUCUCAGAAGCCUCCCCGGUGCUUCGCCUGUCUGCCAUUUCUUCCCCGCCGACAACCUUGUUUGGAUUCCGCUUACCUAGCUGCAAUAAUCAUCUCUUUUGUAAGAGUGUGUUAAGUCCUACUAUACCAGAUAAUUCAGUAUGGAUGCUAUACCAACAGAUAAUUCCUAUUUCUCUGUCCAACAAUAUACUACUACUUGUUUUCUGAUCCA
This is a messenger RNA of Salvia miltiorrhiza (redroot sage), 1114 nucleotides long. Its product is annotated as BURP domain-containing protein BNM2A-like. The record is from RefSeq and is a predicted model, not a curated record. The transcript is spliced from 2 exons. Bases 186 to 983 code for a protein of 265 amino acids. NCBI's taxonomy places the organism in Eukaryota, Viridiplantae, Streptophyta, Magnoliopsida, Lamiales, Lamiaceae.